UACAAAGGUAAAACGAAAUAACCAGCCUUGGCUGCUAAGCUUUCGACCGAAUUGUUGUCUCUCUGUCUUCUCUUCUGUAUAAAAACCCCCUGCCAAGAGUAAUUACCAUAAUGACUUCCAUGGCUAACCACCACCAACAACGAACCACGGACAGCCUACAACAACAACAACUCGAACAAGAAAGCCCCAUAAGCUUAUUGCCUGAAGGCUGCAUCGCCGACAUCAUCUCCCGCACCACCCCUCGUGAUGCAUGCCGCCUGGCUUUGGUUUCUAAAAUCUUCAGGUCCGCUGCCAAAUCCGACGUAGUCUGGGAGCGCUUCUUGCCACCCGACUACCAAACCAUCAUUUCUAAGUCUUCCCCUUGGCCGCCGUAUCCUUUGCAUUGUCUGCCUUCUACGUCUUCUUUGCUUGAUCUGGCUUGUAUGUUUCCUUUGCUUAGUCUGCCUUCGAAGAAGAGCCUCUUUCUGAGCCUCUGUGACCAACCGAUUUUCAUUGACGAUGGGAAAAACGUUUGCUUUUGUGAUUUUGUUUCUGGGUUUUGGAUUUCGGGAGAUCUGAUUGCGAAUUUGUCUUUUUUAAUUAUUUAUUUGUUUGGUGUGUGAAUGAAAUUUGUCGAUUAUAUUA
This is a messenger RNA of Mangifera indica (mango), 624 nucleotides long. Its product is annotated as F-box protein SKIP3-like. Lineage: Eukaryota; Viridiplantae; Streptophyta; Magnoliopsida; Sapindales; Anacardiaceae. The coding region runs from base 111 to 602 and encodes 163 amino acids. The record is from RefSeq and is a predicted model, not a curated record. The transcript has a single exon. Gene Ontology annotation, molecular function: protein binding.